Molecule: messenger RNA, 1233 nt
Organism: Symbiodinium pilosum
Lineage: Eukaryota; Dinophyceae; Suessiales; Symbiodiniaceae
Source: the annotation of a GenBank genome assembly
AUGGUGCCCCCCACGGUGACAGCUGUUCAGAGGAGGUUCUUGAACUUGCACGAGUACCAGGCCCAGAUCAUUUUCCAGAAGUUCGGAGUCGGAGUGCCAAAGAACCUGCCGGCUUUCUCUGUCGCGGAAGCAGUGGAGAAGGCCAAGGAGAUCCCGGGCGACGAGAUCGUAGUGAAGGCCCAGGUGCUGGCUGGUGGCCGUGGCUUAGGUCACUUCAAGGAGAACAGCUUCCAGGGCGGUGUUCACAUCGUGCCCAAGUCCAAGGUGGCAGAGAUUGCCGACAAAAUGCUUGGAAAGACGCUGAUCACCAAGCAGACCGGCGAGGAGGGCAAGCCCAACAACACGGUGCUCCUGGCUGAGAAGGUCUCCAUCAAAGAUGAGAAGUACUUCGCGAUCCUCAUGGACCGGGCCAGCGGCGGCCCCCUGAUGAUCGGCAGCAAGACAGGAGGCACCUCGAUCGAGGAUAUUGCAGCCGCAGACCCGACGGCCAUCAUCAGGACUCCAGUGGACAUCAUUGAAGGCAUCAAGAUGCCCGAGGCCGAGAAGAUGGCGACUGAGAUGGGCUUCACUGGGCCUCAGGCCAAGGAAGCCGCGACCCUGAUGGCCAACCUCUACAAGGUCUUCAUUGAGUGCGACUGCACCAUGCUGGAGAUCAACCCUCUUGCCUCCCUCACGGACGGCCGCGUGCUGGUCUGCGACUCCAAGGUCAACUUCGAUGACAACGCUUCUUACCGCCAGAAGGAGAUCCAUGAUCAGCGCGACACCUCCCAGGAAAACCCCAUCGAGGUGGAGGCGAAGAAGUACGACCUGAACUACAUCAAGCUGGAUGGAAAUGUGGCAUGCAUGGUCAAUGGCGCUGGUCUGGCAAUGUCCACCAUGGAUCUGCUUAGCAUCCUCGGCGGGAGCCCGGCAAACUUCCUGGACGUUGGUGGUGCCUCUACCGUGGAGACCAUGACCAUGGCUUUCAAGAUCAUCAUGGGCGACCCCAACGUGAAGUCCAUCUUCGUGAACAUCUUUGGUGGCAUUGCGCGAUGCGACCACAUCGCGGAGGCCGUGGUUGCCGGAGUCAAGGCGGUGGGUGGCAACGCCGCCAUCAAGCCGCUGGUCAUUCGCUUGGAAGGCACAAACGUGGAAGCUGGCAUGAAGAUCAUCAAGGAGAGCGGUGUGGAGGCAUUCCUCACCAACGACUUCACCACCGGCGCCAAGAAAGCCGUCGAACUUGCAAGCCAGUGA